Molecule: messenger RNA, 2288 nt
Organism: Leucoraja erinaceus (little skate)
Lineage: Eukaryota; Metazoa; Chordata; Chondrichthyes; Rajiformes; Rajidae
Product: leukocyte cysteine proteinase inhibitor 1-like
Cellular component (GO): cytosol
Molecular function (GO): cysteine-type endopeptidase inhibitor activity
Source: RefSeq, a predicted model, not a curated record
AUGGAGCAGUGCAAGAGUCCCUGGCUGUUUGAGGCGUCAGAAGCAUUGCGGAAAGAUUCUGCGGGGGGGGAAAGCGAGCAGCAGCCGGUCACCCCCAAGAUACAGCCUGUCGCCAAUUCCUUGAGGGCUGAUGUUGAAAAGCAACUUAAGAGAUCAUUUGAUGUAUAUGUGGUCGUAGCCUACAGAACGCAAGUUGUAACUGGUACCGUUUACUAUUUAAAAAUCCACUGUGGCAAAGAUGAAUUCCAUGUAAAUGUGUAUGAAAAGCUUCCUCAUGCAGGAAGUGUCAGAUCUGUGACCUCUGCCACGGAUGACCACACAGCUACCACUCUCUGAGUAAAGAAAUUCCCCCUCAUGUUACCCCUAAAUUUCUGUCCCUUAAUUCUCAAGUCAUGUCCUCUUGUUUGAAUCUUCCCUACUCUCAAUGAGAAAAGCUUGUCCACACAACUCUGUCUGUCCCUAUCAUCAUUUUAAAGACCUCUAUCAAGUCCCCUCUUAACCUUCUGCGCUCCAAAGAAUAAAGCCCUAACUUGUUCAAACUUUCUCUGUAACUUAGUUGCUAAAACCCAGGCAACAUUCUAGUAAAUCUCCUCUGUACUCUCUCUAUUUUGUUGACAUCCUUCCUAUAAUUGGGCGACCAAAAUUGUACACCAUACUCCAGAAUUGGUCUCACCAAUGCCUUGUACAAUUUUAACAUUACAUCCCAACUUCUAUACUCAAUGCUCUGAUUUAUAAAGGCUAGCAUACCAAAAGCUUUCUUUACCACCCUAUCUACAUGAGAUUCCACCUUCAGGGAACUAUGCACAGUUAUUCCUAGAUCCCUCUGUUCAACUGCAUUCCUCAAUUCGCUACCAUUUAACAUGUACGUCCUAUUUUGAGUUGGCCUGUCAAGAUGUAGCACCUCACACUUAUCAGCAUUAAACUCCAUCUGCCAUCUUUCAGCCAAUUUUUCCAAAUGGCCUAAAUCUCUCUGUAGACUUUGGAAAUCUACUUCAUUAUCCACAACACCACCUAUCUUAGUAUCAUCUGCAUACUUACUAAUCCAAUUUACCACACCUUCAUCCAGAUCAUUGAUGUACAUGACAAACAACAGUGGACCCAACACAGAUCCCUGAGGUACCCCACUAGUCACCUGCCUCAAACCUGACAAACAGCCAUCCACCAUUACUCUCUGGCAUAUCCCAUUCAGCCACUGUUGAAUCCAUCUUGCUACUCCUGCAUUAAUACCCAACAAUUGAACCUUUUUAACCAACCUUCCAUUAGGAACCUUGUCAAAGACCUUACUAAAGUCCAUAUAGACAACAUCCACUGCUUUACCCUCAUCAAUUUCCCUAGUAACCUCUUCAGAAAAUUCAAGAAGAUUAGUCAAACAUGACCUUCCAGGCACAAAUCCAUGUUGACUGUUCCUAAUCAGACCCUAUUUAUCCAGAUGCUUAUAUAUAUUAUCUCUAAGUAUAUUUUCCCACCACUGAAGUCAAACUAACAGGUCUAUAAUUGCUAGGAUUACUCUUAGAAUCCUUUUUAAACAAUGGAACAACAUGUGCAGUACACCAAUCCUCGGGCACUAUUCCCGUUUCUAAUGACAUUUGAAAUAUUUCUGUCAUAGCCCCUGCUAUUUCUACACUAACUUCUCUCAAUGUCCUAGGGAAUAUCCUGUCAGGACCUGGAGACUUAGCCACUUUGAUAUUUUUCAGAAGUGUCAGUACUUACUUUUUCUUUGAAUCUCAUAGUAUCGAUAGCUACUCUACUUGUUUCCCUUACCUUCUCCUUGGUGAAUACAGAAGAAAAUAAAUUGUUCAAUAUCUCCCCCAUCUCUUUUCUCUGCAGAUAGCUGUCCACUCUGUCUCUCUAAUGGACCAAUUUUAUCCCUCGUUAUCCUUUUGCUAUUCAUAUGGCUGUAGAAAGCCUUUGGAUUUACUUUCACCUCUUGCCAAAGCAACCUCAUAUCUUGUUUUAGCUUUUCUAAUUUCUUUCUUAGGAUUCUUUUUACAUUCUUUUUACUCCUCAAGCACCACCAUGCUGCCUAUAAUUAUUGUAGAUCUCUCUCUUUUUCCGAACCAAGUGUCCAAUUUCCCUUGAAAACCAUGGCUCUUUCCAAUUUUUACUAUUUCCUUUCAACCGAACAGGGACAUAAAGAUUCAGUACUUACAGUUUAAAACGUGUUGCAGGGAAACCAGGAAUCCCUGCAAAAUGUUGGGCAAAACAUUUUGUCAAUAUGUUGGGAACCUUCCAACUAAGGAGGUAAGAGCAAUAAAUAAUAACAAAUGGGUGAACAAUGUUCAGAUAUG